GAUCUUUUCCCAGUCACUUUCAACAUGGCGCCUGAGGUAUAAGCUGGAACGUGGACAUUAGUUCUGGUUGUUUGUGCUAUACAUAGGGGAUUAUAUAUCGGGGGCCUUUCUUUAAUUCCACCCCCGAUUCCUUGGGUGAUAUUUUAUAGUUCAACUCCGAUUCCUUUGCUGACGCUUGGCCUGAUCCAGAUAAUAGCAAAGACAGAAACGUUCGAGGUCGGUGUCACCUCCCUCCGAGAACCCCGGUUUCAGCCCUCCAGCUGCCUCACUCUACGUAUUUGCAGUUUCAUGCGAAGACUUGUGGAGGAAUAUAAUGUUAGUCUACAGUUUCUUGAAAAUUAUAGAUUGGCUGUAAAAGAUAGUUCAAAGAAACUGAUGACAAAUAAAUGUGUCUGAGGAUUUGGUUGAGACUUGCCUUGGCUUCAUAUAGGAAUGAAGCAACUCUAACUGCAAUUUCAGUCAGAAAUCAAUCUUUUAACAAAAGCAUGGAGGGUAAUCAGAAUCAAGACAUGAAAACAGAUAGCUGUAAUCUGGAGCAAAAUAUGGCUCAGUCACCUACAGUGAGUACAAGUGGUGGCAGCGAGUCAACAGAAAAUGGUGAGAAAAUAAUCACAGAAGGAAAAGCAAAAGUGAUUUUCCCAAAUGCCAAUGAAGUGUUCUACAACCCUGUCCAAGAGUUCAACAGAGACCUUACGUGUGCAGUUAUUACUGAAUUUGCUCGUUUGCAGCUCUCAUCCAAAGGAAUUAGGAUUGCAGUCCCUGGGGAAGAAAAUACCUCUAAAGUGAUUGUUGAUCUCUCUGAAACGGGAAAAGAUAACCUGGAACAACUGAAUUAUAGAGAUACUACAGAUGAGGAGACUACUACAAUUGCACAAGUAGAUGAAGUAUGCCAGGAGGGACUCCAAGUGCUGGAAGCUCUGGCGGCUUCUGGAUUGCGUUCCAUCCGGUUUGCAAAGGAAGUGCCUGGCAUUCACAGUGUGGUAGCUAAUGAUAAUUCCUCUAAGGCUGUUGAGUUCAUCACCCAAAAUAUUAAGCUCAAUGGCGUGGAACACCUGGUGACUCCAAGCUUGUCAGAUGCUCGAAUGCUGCUAUAUCGCAAAAAGGCAGCUAAAGAAUUCUUUGAUGUUAUUGACCUGGACCCGUAUGGCAGCCCUUCUGGUUUCUUGGAUGCUGUGGUGCAGUGCGUGAGGAAUGGAGGUCUGCUGUGUGUUACAUGCACUGACAUGGCUGUAUUGGCUGGGAAAUUGGGCGAAACAUGUUACAGCAAAUAUGGAGGCGUGUCGAUCGGCACCACCUGCUGUCAUGAGAUGGCCCUACGAAUUAUCCUGCACAGCCUGGAUCUUCGUGCCAACUGCUACCAGCGCUAUAUUGUUCCAUUGUUGUCUGUCAGUGUGGACUUUUACAUCCGUGUGUUUGUUCGAGUCUUCAGUGGACCCUCCAAGGUCAAAGCUUCUGCUAGCAAACAGGCCUUGGUUUAUAACUGUGUGGGCUGUGGAUCUUUUCAUAUCCAGAGACUUGGCAAGAUGGUCAGCGAUGGAAAAAACUUCAACUAUAAGGCUGCUUGUGGCCCCCCUGUAGGCCCAUCCUGUGAACAUUGCCAUCAGCACCACCAGCUGGCUGGCCCCAUGUGGGCAGCACCGCUUCACGAUUUGGAUUUUGUCCAGCGAGUCUUGUCAGCAGUUGAGAGUAACCCAGGUCGCUUUCAGACAAAUCAACGGAUACAGGGCAUCCUGAGCAUGGUGAUGGAGGAACUACCUGAUGUCCCUCUCUAUUAUACCCUUGAUAAACUCAGUAAAACCAUCCAUUCGAACAGCCCUUCUCUGCUACAGUUCAGAUCAGCCCUUCUUCAUGCUGGCUACCAAGUGUCGCUUUCUCAUGCCUGUAAGAAUGCUAUCAAAACAGAUGCACCUUCAUCUGUGCUUUGGGACAUUAUGCGCUGCUGGGAGCAGCUCAAUCCUGUGAAACGAGAGCGCCUUUCCGAGCACAGCCCAGCUGCUCACAUCCUUUCCAUGGAACCCAAGUUGCAGGCAUCCUUUACUGUCCGAGCAGAUGCUAAUCCUAAAUCACGAAAGCAGAAACUCCGGCGGUUCCAGAUGAAUCCUGAGCCCUUCUGGGGCCCCAAAGCACGAGCAAAAGCAGGGGGUGGGAUUUCCUCUUGUCUGCAGGAAAAGAGAAAGCUACAUCAAAACAAGAGGAAAGUCUGUGCAGAAGGGAAUGAUGAUUCUCACUUAAAAAACUUUCCAUGCAAAAGGUUCCGGCAGGGUGACUGUACCUUAGGGGACAAAUGCUGCUACUCUCACGAGACACAGAAUGAGUGAAGCACCAAUAACAGCAGAGUGACGAAAAAGUCCUGAAUGCCUGAAAGGAAUUCAAUUUCUUAAUGCCUUAAAAUGCCUGGUGCUGUGGGAGGGAUACAGUAUCUCUCUUGAAGAUGCCGAAGAACAAGUAAUUCCUAAAACAUAAGUAACUGACUACACCAAUUCAUUUAACCUCUAGUCUUGCUACAGUUUCACAUACGUUUUUUUCUUCUGGUUGUAGACUUCUCACUACUUUGGCUGUUGAUCUCCUUUACCUCAAUUUCCUAGUCUUUAUGUUCUUUCCUCUAUUGCAGAGGUGGUCAAACUCAUUGAGGGCCGCAUCAGGGUUGUGUUUGACCUUGUGGGAGGGAAGGGGCCAGCUCGACAGUCACUCGUGUCAAGGGUGCCUGAAGUGGCCCGAGCACUCUGCCAGUGAAAAUGGGCUCCCGAUCUCCGUUUUUAGCUGUGACGGCUCCAUGCAACCCUCUACCAGUGAAAACAGAGCUCGGGAGGGCCUCCUACGGCUCUCCAGAGCUCUGUUUUUGCUGACAGAGGCACUGCGGGCCAAUCCUUUGCUGUUUCUAGGGCGGCCCCAUGGGCCAGAUCUAAGCACCCCACAGGCCGGCCUUGAGUCUGACACCCCUGAUCUAUUGAAACUGUGAGUCUUCUGCUUUUGGGGCUAACAUUUUAGAUGAGGUGCUCAGCUUCCCGACGUUAUCAAGUAGACAAGUCGGUUCCCACAGUUGUAACUGGAAGCAAUUACAGAAAGUACUUGUCCUCUCUGUUGCUCUACCAACCUGC
Molecule: messenger RNA, 3098 nt
Organism: Ahaetulla prasina
Lineage: Eukaryota; Metazoa; Chordata; Lepidosauria; Squamata; Colubridae
Gene: TRMT1
Product: tRNA methyltransferase 1
Exons: 18
Coding region: 387-2318 (643 amino acids)
Biological process (GO): tRNA N2-guanine methylation
Cellular component (GO): nucleus
Molecular function (GO): metal ion binding; RNA binding
Source: RefSeq, a predicted model, not a curated record